AUGACAAAAACAAAUGCAAUCAACGAGUUAUUCAUACCUUUACAUGUAAAAUAUAUUCAAUCACUUGAUACUAGAAAAGACGACUUGGAAUAUUGGCUUACGGAACAUUUACGUUUAAACGGACUUUAUUGGGGAUUAACAGCUCUCGAUUUAAUGAACCACAUGGAUGCUUUGCCAAGAAACGAUGUCAUUAGCUUUGUUCAAAGUCUUCAACAUGAUAAUGGUGGAUUCGGUGGUAAUAAACACCACGACCCACACAUUACGCAUACCUUAUCUGCGGUCCAAAUAUUAAUUACUUUGGAUGCGAUUGACUCUAUUCAAGUAGACAAAGUAGUUGAAUACAUUCAAGGUUUACAAAACCCAGAUGGUUCAUUUCGUGGAGAUGAAUGGGGUGAAGUCGAUAGUCGAUUUUCAUAUAUUGCUUUAAACUGUUUAUCACUUUUAAAACGACUUGAUGCUAUUGAUGUCGAAAAGACAGUUGAAUGGAUAUUACAAUGUAAGAAUUAUGAUGGCGGAUUUGGUAGUAGACCUGGAGCAGAAUCACAUGCAGGUCAAAUCUUUUGUUGCGUUGCUGCAUUAGCUAUUACAGAUGCACUUCAUCACGUAGAUUGUGAUUUAUUAAGUUGGUGGUUAUGUGAAAGACAAUUAAAGAAUGGGGGUUUAAACGGUAGACCCCAAAAACUAGAAGAUGUGUGUUAUUCUUGGUGGGUUUUAUCCUCGUUAUCGAUAUUAGGGAAUGUAGAUUGGAUUGAUAAAGAAAAAUUAUCCAACUUUAUCUUAUCAGCACAAGAUCCUGAACAUGGAGGUAUAUCAGAUCGACCUGGAGAUAUGGUAGACGUAUUUCAUACUCUAUUCGGUAUAGCAGGUUUAUCCUUGUUAGGCUAUCCUGGUUUAAAGGCUGUAGAUCCAGUUUAUUGUAUGCCAAAACAUGUUAUAUCUCGUCUUGAACUUCCACAAAGAUAUCAGCAAUAA
This is a messenger RNA of Cokeromyces recurvatus, 972 nucleotides long. RefSeq names its product terpenoid cyclases/protein prenyltransferase alpha-alpha toroid. Gene Ontology annotation, biological process: protein geranylgeranylation. Gene Ontology annotation, molecular function: Rab geranylgeranyltransferase activity. The coding region runs from base 1 to 972 and encodes 323 amino acids. Lineage: Eukaryota; Fungi; Mucoromycota; Mucoromycetes; Mucorales; Mucoraceae. Gene Ontology annotation, cellular component: Rab-protein geranylgeranyltransferase complex. The transcript has 3 exons. The record is from RefSeq and is a predicted model, not a curated record.